This is a messenger RNA of Didymodactylos carnosus, 285 nucleotides long. The record is from the annotation of a GenBank genome assembly. Lineage: Eukaryota; Metazoa; Rotifera; Eurotatoria; Philodinida; Philodinidae.
GCUCAAAAUGAUCGGGUAUGGGCGAUCAAUCGUCAAGAAGCUGAUAAAAAGGGUGGCGUGAAACAAAUACAUCAAUUUCCCACAAAGAUAAUGGUUUGGCUUGGAGCAUGUGGAAAAGGGCUAACCACGCUCGUUGCCGCUGGCGCUAUUGCCGAGAGAUGGUUAUCGGAGACCUAUGGGAUAGAAAUUGUUGCCUAUGUCAGUGGAAUCGGGCACAUUGAAAUGCCAACAGAAACCGAAGUAUUACUCAAGCAAUCGUCACUACAAAAGCCACAAAUAGAUUAA